Penicillium egyptiacum is the source of this 1155-nucleotide messenger RNA. NCBI's taxonomy places the organism in Eukaryota, Fungi, Ascomycota, Eurotiomycetes, Eurotiales, Aspergillaceae. The record is from the annotation of a GenBank genome assembly.
AUGGAAAACGUACUUGACGACAUCUCCCACCGGAGAUACAACCCCCUCCGUGGCUCCUCCAUCUUGGUUUCUCCCCACCGAACCAAGCGUCCCUGGCAAGGAGCACAGGAGAGCCCGUCCAAGACUACCCUGCCUAGCUACGACCCCAAAUGCUACCUCUGUCCCGGGAACGAGCGCGCCCAGGGCGAUACCAACCCCGAUUAUGAGAGCACUUUCGUAUUUGUGAACGACUACAGCGCCGUGAAGGAAGAACAAGCGGCCUAUGAGCCCUCAAACCAGGAUGAACUCGAAUCGCGGUUCCUCAAAGCCGAGCCCGUAACCGGCAAGUGCUACGUGCUCACCUUCUCAUCCGCGCACAACCUCACUCUCGCCGACCUGACGCCUCGUGAGACUGUGCCCGUGAUCGAUGCCUGGACAGAGAUCUACACAGCACACCUGUCCCCGACCUCGCCGCUAGCGAAGAACGCAUCCCCAACAACGCUGCAGCCCACGUCCACCUUGACAAGCGCCACCAAGCCAAAGGAGCAGUACCGGUAUAUGCAGAUCUUCGAGAACAAGGGCGCGGCCAUGGGAUGCUCGAACCCGCACCCGCACGGGCAGGUGUGGACAACCAGCUCAAUGCCGGAAGAGCCCGCUGCCGAGAUGGAUCAGCUGAUCAAGUACCGCCAACAACACGGCGGUAGCCACCUGCUGGAGGACUAUGCGGCGCUGGAGAGCCGCAAGCAGGAGCGCGUUGUGUUUGAGAACGAUGCGUUCCUGGUUGUCUGUCCGUGGUGGGCUACCUGGCCGUUCGAGACGAUGAUUAUUAGCCGCACGCACAAGCGCGCACUAGUGGAUUUGUCCGAGGCCGAUAAGAUACUGCUUGCUGAGGCAAUCGCGGAGAUCACCCGUCGCUACGAUAAUCUCUUCGAGACGCAUUUCCCUUACAGUAUGGGUAUUCACCAGGCUCCGCUUGAUGGUACCGAGGAGGAGAUUGAAGCAUCCUACCUGCACUUGCACUUCUAUCCGCCUCUGCUGCGAAGCGCUACCGUGCGCAAGUUCUUGGUUGGCUACGAGCUUAUGGCAGAGCCUCAACGUGAUAUCACCCCUGAGCAAGCUGCUGCUAAGCUGCGGGCUUGCGGUGGUGAGUUGUACAGGAAGAAGAUAGAUUCAUGA